UGUUUUGUGUUGUGUCUCUCAGUUGUUGCUGCACGGAAAUUACGCAUAUUUAAAUGCAAAUUUGCAAUUAAUAUAAAAACAUCUGCAAAAUGGAUCAGCCCGAUGAUAACUUUCGCUACAUACACAGCAGCGCGCUCCACGAGCGCGUGCAAAUCAAAGUUGGGACGCUCGAGGGCAAAAAACGUCAGCCAGACUACGAGAAGCUGCUGGAGGAUCCCAUAUUGCGCUUCUCGGGCCUCUACUCGGAGGAGUAUCCCUCGUUCCAGGUGCGCCUGCAGGUCUACAACAACGGGCGUCCCUACUGCCUGCCCGUGCACAGCGCCUACAAGGCGUUCGGCAAGCGCUGGAGCUGGAACGAGUGGGUGUCGCUGCCACUGCGCUUCUCCGACUUGCCGCGCAACGCCAUGCUGGUGCUGACCAUCCUGGACUGCUCGGGCGCCGGACAGACCACCAUCAUUGGCGGCACAGCGAUCUCCGUGUUCGGCAAGGACGGCAUGUUCCGGCAGGGCAUGUACGACUUGCGCGUCUGGCUGGGCGUCGAGGGUGAUGGCAGCUAUCCCAGCAAGACGCCCGGCAAGGGCAAGGAGUCGUCCAAGUCGCAGAUGCAGCGUCUCGGCAAGUUGGCCAAAAAACAUCGCAACGGGCAGGUGCAGAAGGUGGACUGGCUGGAUCGGCUCACAUUCCGCGAGAUCGAAGUGAUCAAUGAGCGCGAGAAGCGCAUGUCCGACUACAUGUUUCUCAUGAUUGAGUUCCCCGCCAUCAUUGUGGAUGAUAUGUAUAAUUAUUCCGUGGUUUACUUUGAGCCGGAGGGCGACAUUAAGUAUAAGCUGCCAGCUAAGCCCAAGCUGGUGUCCGUGCCGGACUCGGAAAUACAAAUGGAAAACCUGGUGGAACGCAAGCAUCAUCGUCUGGCACGCUCGGAGCGUUCGGGCAUCUCGGAUCGCGAUGCCAAGCCCACAGCGAGCAUUCGCGAUCAGCUCCACACCAUCGUCUACCGUUGUCCGCCCACUUAUGUGCUGACCAGCGAGGAGCAGGAUCUGCUGUGGAAGUUUCGCUUCUACUUGUCGUCGCACAAGAAGGCGCUGACAAAGUUCCUCAAGUGCAUCAACUGGAAGCUGGAGGAUGAGGUGAUGCAGGCGCUCUGGAUGCUGGCCAACUGGGCGCCCAUGGAUGUGGAGGACGCACUGGAGCUGCUCAGUCCCACAUUCACCCAUCUGCAGGUGCGCAAGUACGCCAUCAGUCGCCUGGCACAAGCGCCCGAUGAGGAUUUGCUGCUGUAUCUGCUGCAGCUGGUGCAGGCGCUCAAGUACGAGGAUCCACGCAACAUUGUCCAUCUGCACAGCUGCAUCUUCCCGGAGCGCGAUGUGGCACGCUCCAUGCUGGACGAGAACGGUUCGCUGAUGGAGCAGAGCAGCAUCUCGGAUCUCAGUGGCACGAGCAGCGGCAGUGCGUUACAUUCCUCGGUGAUACCCGCCAAUCAGCGUGCAGCGAGCGCACUGGCAGCCAUCAAGGGCGGCGAGAAGUCCAUCAGUCCCGCCUCAGGCGCUGCUCCAACUGGCAGCUUGGUGCAGACUCUGCCAGGUCCCAGCAGCACUCCCACACCUGUGACGCCCGCGCGUGUCGCUGAUGCCACUGCCUCGCUGGUGUCCGACUCAAAUUCCAACACGCUGAUGCUGGCCGAUGGCAUCAGCUUUGGCAGCGUGCCCAGCAAUCUGUGCACAUUCCUCAUCCAGCGCGCCUGCAGCAACUCCACGCUGGCCAACUACUUCUACUGGUAUCUGUCCAUCGAGGUGGAGGAGGUGGAAUCGGUGCGCAAGCAGGACGAGCGCGCCCACGACAUGUACGCCAUGGUGCUGAAAAUGUUCCUCAAAGUCCUCGAGAAUGGCAACUUCAAUCUGCGCGGCAUCUUCUACAACCUGCGCAAGCAGCGACGCUUCAUCGACGAGCUGGUGAAGCUGGUCAAGCAGGUGGCCAAGGAGCCGGGCAAUCGCAACAAGAAGACGGAGAAAUUUCAGAAGCUGCUCGCGGAGCAGGACAUGUUCAAGAUGAAUUUUACGAACUUUGAGCCCAUACCUUUCCCCUUGGAUCCGGAGAUUUACAUUACAAAGAUCGUGCCCAUGCGCACGUCGCUGUUUAAGAGCGCUCUGAUGCCGGCUAAACUCACCUUUGUCACAUCGAUUGCCCAGCACGAAUAUGUCGCCAUCUUCAAGCACGGCGAUGACCUGCGCCAGGAUCAGCUCAUCCUGCAGAUGAUCACGCUCAUGGACAAGCUGCUGCGUCGCGAGAAUCUGGAUCUCAAGCUGACGCCCUACAAGGUGCUGGCCACGAGCUCCAAGCACGGCUUCCUGCAGUACAUUGAGAGCUGCACCGUGGCCGAGGUGCUGGCACGCGAGGGCAACAUACACAACUUUUUCCGCAAGCACAAUCCCUGUGACAAUGGGCCCUACGGCAUCUCCGCGGAGGUGAUGGACACGUACAUUAAGAGCUGUGCGGGCUACUGUGUUAUUACUUAUUUGUUGGGCGUCGGCGAUCGUCACUUGGACAACCUUCUCCUCACCACCAAUGGCAAGCUGUUCCACAUUGAUUUUGGCUAUAUUCUCGGCCGCGAUCCCAAGCCCAUGCCGCCGCCCAUGAAGCUGAGCAAGGAAAUGGUCGAGGCCAUGGGCGGCGUCAGCUCAGACCAUCAUCACGAGUUCCGCAAGCAGUGCUACACGGCGUACCUGCAUCUGCGCCGGCAUGCCAAUGUCAUGCUGAAUCUGUUCUCGCUGAUGGUGGAUGCCACGGUGCCGGACAUUGCCCUGGAGCCGGACAAGGCGGUCAAGAAGGUGGAGGAGAAUCUGCAGCUGGGUCUCACCGAUGAGGAGGCUGUGCAGCAUCUGCAGAGUCUGCUGGACAUCUCCAUUACAGCCGUGAUGCCAGCACUCGUCGAGCAGAUACACAGAUUCACGCAGUACUGGCGGAAGUAGGAGCGGUCGUUAGUUCUAAGUAUUCAGUAGCCAAUGACAUUGUAGAUCCCAGUAGGUCUGUCGAUCUCCAGUUAAAUGUAACCCCAAA
Molecule: messenger RNA, 3054 nt
Organism: Drosophila subobscura
Lineage: Eukaryota; Metazoa; Arthropoda; Insecta; Diptera; Drosophilidae
Gene: Pi3K59F
Product: phosphatidylinositol 3-kinase catalytic subunit type 3
Exons: 6
Coding region: 90-2966 (958 amino acids)
Biological process (GO): autophagosome assembly; phosphatidylinositol-mediated signaling; endocytosis
Cellular component (GO): membrane; peroxisome; cytoplasm
Molecular function (GO): 1-phosphatidylinositol-3-kinase activity
Source: RefSeq, a predicted model, not a curated record